Messenger RNA from Aspergillus versicolor CBS 583.65, 3360 nucleotides. RefSeq lists its product as uncharacterized. The record is from RefSeq and is a predicted model, not a curated record. The transcript has a single exon. NCBI's taxonomy places the organism in Eukaryota, Fungi, Ascomycota, Eurotiomycetes, Eurotiales, Aspergillaceae. Bases 463 to 3204 code for a protein of 913 amino acids.
CUUUUAAUAGCCCAUCGAAAGUCUAGGCUAUCUCAGAUCAAAGCGCGUACAACUGAUUGCCUCGUCGGGGACCGAAACGGGUAUGCGUGACGUCAUACGCAAGAGAGCCUCAUCAAAUCAUCUCUCAGAAGGACAGCCUCAUAUGGCUCUUAGGCGCCUCAACCUGUUGUGAAAAGCCAUUUCAUUCAUUUUUAGACUCAGGUUUGACUCAUUCCCAUGUCUCGCUUGUCGCUAGCUUUGUUGGAAGCUCAUCCGGGCGACGUAAAAGCCUGUUGCGUCGCUCACCUCGGCUAGUUUCUUUUCUCUUCUUUAACCAUCGCUGGAUACUUUCUCGGGUCCCUUCAGCUUUGCUCAAAUCGCCUUCUCGCCUUCUAAUUCUGUUCUACUUUUGCUCUUCACUCUUAUUAUACCCCAACUUCCAACUUUUUAACCGUUCGUCUUAUCUUCCUGUCUUUUGUAAACAUGGCUUCCGUUAGCGCUCUUCCCCAAACUCUUCGCUCUAUUACCACCACCAAAAACAAGGAACUUUCCAAGCAGCGCGUGCUAUUCGAGAAACGCCGGAGUAGUAUCAUCCAAUCCGCUACCGCAGCUUCUGAUCUGCGAACCAAGGCCCGUAUUUUACUGGAGGGCGUCGCCAAACUCAAGGGCCACCCCAACGAUGCAUUCGACAAAGAGGAUCUCGAUGUCGAUGCGGAGUCGUUUGAAACUCCAGUCUCGGAUGGGACUGAGCGAGCAGUCCACGCGAACAUUCGCCGGUUCCUCCUGCAAGGAAAGUAUGACCCCUCAGUAUCCCAGUCUAGUUUGAAGGAGUGGAUUGGGUCACUCGAGGCUGAGAUCAUGUACAUGGAGCGAGCGCAUGAUCAUGCAUCAUUCUAUAGUGCGCUUGUGACGGAGUGGCUAGAAGACCUUGAGGCUUCUGGGGCAGUUUCAAUUCCGAAGGCUGAAGAGGAGGGUACCGAGGACUUGGGUAUGGAGAGUGUGGGACGUGCAGAGAUGCAAGAGCAGAGACAGACAUGGGAGAGUCUCGUCUUUAGCGAGUCCAAAGUCCAGGAGGAUGCUAUUCGCGCAUAUCUGGACUCCCUUUUCACUCAGACGGCGCUGUCGGAGCAGGCACUGAAAGAGCUCCGUGAGAGCAUCAAAUCUUUCGCGACGGGCCUCUCGGCGAGCAAAACCUGGCUCACUGUGGACGAUCUUUCGUCGGUGUCCGCGUCACUUUUGAAGACCGAUCUUCUGACAAAGGAGAAAACGGGCAUCCUCAAGGAGCUUACGCGGAAUCGGGCUGUGGCCCGGGAGGUCGUUGACGUUUUGAACAUGCGUCUUGCCUCGUUAGAUAACUGGACCUGGCCCGAUGAGGGCGUUCCAGUGGAAAUGCGUCGCCAACUGAAUGGGAAGUAUCGAGUGUUUAUGGAUGGAGAUCUGCUGGACAGCAUCAUGUUCCACUACUUGGGUAUCAAAUGGUCGGUCGCCCUUCGGUCUGCAUUUGUCACCUUCUUGGGUUCGCGCGGCUGGAAGAAACCACGCGAUCAUAUUCCCCAGGAGGAUAAAUUAAGGCGGAGCUACUUCAUUGGCAUUGAUCGCUUCCGUGGAGUACAUUCUGUGAAUGACGAAAGACAACGGGUUUAUAAAGAAAACUACUUUAUGAGCCAAUUGCCUUCUUCGGAGGAUGAGGGUGUACCGGACUACGACGGUGAUAGCGACAGCGGCGACGAAACACGCCCCAAGAACGCGCUUGAAACAAAGCACUCUCUUCUUCACCUUCUCCUCACCGAAUCUAUCCUCCACACCACCUUGCAUGGACAGUUCACUGCUAUUCGGUCAGACUUCAAAUGGUUUGGUCCGUCUCUCCCUCACACCACGAUGCUCACGAUCCUUUCCUAUUUUGGCGUCCCUCAAGACUGGCUAGAUGUCUUCCGUACUUUCCUGGAAGCCCCGGUAAAAUUCAUCCACGACGGUCCUAAUGCCACACCCUCGGUUCGGAAGACGGGGAUCCCAAUGAGCCAUACACUCUCGACGGCUAUGGGUGAAGCCGUGUUAUUCUGCAUGGAUUAUGCGGUGAACCAGAGUACGGACGGAGCAUAUCUCUACCGGUUACACGACGAUUUCUGGUUAUGGGGUCAAGAGAAGACGUGUGUUCAAGCGUGGACGUCCAUGACUGAGUUCGCCAAAGUCAUGGGACUCGAGUUUAAUGAAGAGAAAACUGGAGCCGUACGCUGGGAUGGGGCUGGCGAGAAAGUCCCGCAAGUCUUGACUUCUGAUAACAACGAUACCGAAGGAAAAGACCUGCUUCCGUCCGGCGAUAUCCGCUGGGGAUUCUUGAAAUUAGACUCUCAGCAACGCCGCUUCGUCAUCGAUGGAGACAAGGUUGAAGAGCACAUUUCAGAGCUUCGGCGUCAGCUCUCGGCCUGCAAGAGCAUUUUCGCGUGGAUCCAGGCAUGGAACAGUUACUUUGGCCGCUUCUUUGUGAAUAACUUUGCAACACCAGCUGUUUGCUUCGGCAGGGAACAUAUUGACAUGGCCAUCUCUACCCUGAGUCACAUCGAACGCUCAGUUUUCCCUGAGAACAAUGGCAGUGGCGUCACCGAUAGCCUGCGAAAAGAACUUGCAGAGCGGUUCAACGUCCAUGACAUUCCUGAGGGUCUAUUCUACUUCCCUAUCGAGCUUGGCGGCCUGAGCCUUGUCAAUCCGUACAUCCCUCUGCUUGCCAUGCGUGAAAACAUCAAGCAGACGCCGCACCGCCGGAUCCAUAAGGCAUUCCUCAAAGAGGAGGAGACCUAUCUUUCAGAGAAGGAAUGGGUCGAAGAGAACGGACCUCGCAACCCUAGGGCCUUCAUGGUUGGCGGCAAAAGUGAGAACGACAUUCCCACAGACGAUUUCCUCUCCCUGGAAGAGUACAUGCGCUAUGCAGAAUCCUUCAGUCGCCCACUCCUGGACGCAUAUCUGGACUUGACAAACGUUCCGGACCAAGUCAACGUUAACCUCACGCCCGAAAUGAAGGGCAAUCUAGCGCUGAGUACGACGGAGAACUCAGCAAACACAAUCUCCAACAACUGGAACAAGAUGUCUCCAUAUUGGCGAUGGGUAGCGGAAUUGUAUCGGGGAGGAAUGGUACAAAGGUUUGGGAGCCUGGCAGCCGUGCAUAGAGAGGCAUUGAGUGUAGGAAUUGUGCAAACCCUGAAGGAGGGCAAGUUCCGCUGGCAAGGUUGAUAUGGCGUAUCUUAAUGUAUGAUAAAUUUUGAAGUCACGAAGUCAUGAUACCAGACACAGGCAAAUAAUAGGCCUAUGCUAAGAAACAUAUGAUAUUAUUAUUGGUUAUAUGCAGAUUCAAAUUCAUCCAAAAGCGCUCUAAGACGUUCUUUUUCU